Molecule: messenger RNA, 1521 nt
Organism: Colletotrichum karsti
Lineage: Eukaryota; Fungi; Ascomycota; Sordariomycetes; Glomerellales; Glomerellaceae
Exons: 1
Coding region: 1-1521 (506 amino acids)
Biological process (GO): carbohydrate metabolic process
Molecular function (GO): hydrolase activity, hydrolyzing O-glycosyl compounds
Source: RefSeq, a predicted model, not a curated record
AUGAUGACGUCGCUUGCCUCCGUCUUUGGCCUGCUCUUGCAGAGUCUUUUAGUCGCAACACAGACCACAAUCACCUCCACGGGGAACCCGAUCAUCGCCGAUGGAUCAUACUACUCGGCUGACCCGGCCCCCUUGGUGGUGAACAACACCGUCUACAUCCUCUCCGGUCGAGAUGCAGCCCCAGCAAACCAGAACAACUUCGUCAUUAACGAGUGGCAGAUGCUGAGCAGCAGCGACCCUCGUCCCUCCGGUGCUCAAUGGCAGUUCCGCCCCAACAUCGCUCGGCCCGAGUCCAUCUUUUCCUGGGCCGCCGCUGGAACUGCAUAUGCUGCACAGAUUGUUCAAGGGCCCAACGGGAGAUUCUACCUCUACGCUCCCGUCACCCAACGAUCUACUUCGAGCCCUGAUCGCUUCGCCAUUGGCGUCGCAGUCUCGAGCAAUCCAUGGGGUCCCUUCACAGAUGCUCAUCCAAGCGGUCCUAUUGUCUCGCAGACAGUCCCUCAGGCCAACAACAUCCAGAACAUCGAUCCCACGGUGCUACUGGAUGACACUGGACGAGUCUAUCUGUACUGGGGCACUUUUGGCGCUCUUCGCGGCAUUGAACUCGCGACUGAUAUGGUGACUACCAUCGGAUCAGCUGUAUCCGUCAAUAGUCUGACGGGCUUCUUUGAGGCACCCUGGCUUUUGAAGCGUCGGGGAACCUACUACAUGUUAUACGCAGCCAAUAAUGCCGGCCCCAACUCGCCAUGCACGCCAACCUCCUACCACGCUUGCAUUGCCUACGGCACCGCUUCAUCGCCCCUGGGCCCAUGGACGUUCCGCGGUGUCAUGCUGGACAUCGUCUCGUCGACAACAUCGCACCCCGGAGCCUUCGAGUUGAAUGGCCAGUGGUAUCUCGUCUACCACACGAGAGAUGCAACCGGCGGCGGUCACUUCCGUCGCAGUGUUGCCCUGGAUUACAUGACGUGGGAUGAUAACCAAUCACCCCCUCGAAUCAACAAGGUCGUUCAAACGCGACGAGCUCAACUCGCACCUCCCGCAACCCGGAACAUCGCUCCACGCGCCGUGGCGAGCUCGGUCAACCAGACUCCGAUCCAGUACUGGACGAAAUCUCUCAACGACGGAUGGAUCCCCAGCAACCCUCUUCCUCCGGACUAUUGGAGCUCGUACAACGGCAACGCGUCGCCUCAGACCAAUACUCUCGUUUUGACUUGGAGCUCGUCGGUCACCUUGAACGGCGCGAGGAUGGUCUUCUUCGCGGACCAGCCUGCGGGAUCGAAUAUCGGUGUGCCGCCUCCAGCGAGCUGGCGGCUGGAGUACUUGAACAGCAACAAUGCGUGGACUGCUGUUAGUGCGAGCACUGGAUACCCUACGGCGGUCACUGACAACCCGUCAAUUGUCAACUUUGCCCAGGUCACGACUACAUCGCUCCGCGCGAUCCUCACGGCUUCCGGAGGGAAUGGGCAGUUUGGAGGUGUCGGUGUGAAGGAGUUCGAGGCUCUUGCCCCGAACCCUCAAUGA